Ictalurus punctatus (channel catfish) is the source of this 5139-nucleotide messenger RNA. RefSeq names its product CCAAT enhancer binding protein zeta (gene cebpz). The coding region runs from base 37 to 3219 and encodes 1060 amino acids. Lineage: Eukaryota; Metazoa; Chordata; Actinopteri; Siluriformes; Ictaluridae. Gene Ontology annotation, cellular component: nucleus. The record is from RefSeq and is a predicted model, not a curated record. The transcript has 16 exons.
GGAGCCGUUGUGUGUUGAUUUUUUUUUUCUUCCAGCAUGGCUGCGAAAAGCAAGCGGCGGCCCAAGAAGGCUAAAAAAAUUGAACAAGAUGAAGUAGACACGGUUGAGAACGACAUCGACGAAGCAGGGAAUGAUGAAGGCGAGAAGGGGGAGGAUGGGGAGGAUGAAUUUACCCUGGAUGAUGUGCUGCGUUUGGGAGGCACAAAGGCAGACUACGUCAUGCUUACUGCAGUUGAUGACAGUACUGAGCUGUUAAAUGGUGGAAAGAAAGGUGCUAUUGAUGAUUUGGAGGACGGUGAGCUAGAAGAGUUCAUAACCAAACUGGGGAUCCGGUCCUACUCGGACCAGCAGGUUAUUGAGGGUGAUGACGAGGAUGAGCCUGAAGGAGAAGAAGGGAAAUGCUCCACAUCCAGUGCGGAAAAGAAGAGCAAGAAAAAAGAAGCCUCUAAUGUGGUCUCCAGCAAGACACCUGAAACCAAGCAAGAAGCUGAGACAAAGAAGAGCGAGGCCAAAAAAACAAGCAAAAAAGCCAAGCAAAAAGAGGCCGACCUUUUUGAGUUUUACCCCCGGCAGGUUCUGUUGGUCAAACCCGGAGGAAAAUGGUACGAUGUAGACUACACGUCUGAGACUAGCACUUCUCCUCAGGACAAAUCACUGGUUGCUAAGUACAAGGCUUUGGCUCAGAAGCUGCUGGAGGCGGAAACAAAUCUUUACAGAAACAAGAAAAACCUACAGAAAGGAGCAAACACGGUCUGGAUGAAGAGCGUCGUCUCGACUGGGACUCUGCCGGACCGGAUGGCGGCCAUGACCGUGCUCAUCCAGGACGCUCCUGUGCACAGUCUGGAGCACAUCGAGAACCUGAUCGUUAUGAUGAGGAAGAAAGGAGGUCGUAGGCAAGGCCACAUGGCUGUGGACACACUUAAGGAGCUGCUGUUGUCCGAUCUGCUCCCAGAGAAUCGUAAGCUCCAGACUUUCUUUCAGCGCCCGUUCGACAAGCUGGAGGAGCGCGCGAGUGGAAACCGAGACGUCCGAGACCGGCGCCUUGUCCUCUGGUACUUCGAGCACCUUCUCAAGCUCCAGCUGGCUGAGUUUGUAACAGCUCUUGACGCUUUGGCUCACGAUUCUGUCCUGGCCACCAAAACAAAAGCUCUGACCACGGCUCAUGAGCUGCUCUGCAACCAGCCCGAGCAGGAAAGAGCCCUGCUGAUGCAUGUCGUAAACAAACUGGGAGAUCCUGAGUACAAAAUCGCCUCUAAGGCCUCGUAUCUGCUGGAGACGCUACUCCGUAAACACCCCUUGAUGAAAUCGGUGGUGUGCACCGAAGUAGAGCGUCUGAUGUUCAGACCCAACAUAAGUGCCAAGGCUCAGUAUUACGCCGCCUGCUUCCUCAACCAGGUGGUGCUGAGCCACGACGAGACCGAGCUUGCCACCAAACUCAUCACUGUCUACUUCAGCUUCUUCCGUCUCUGCAUUAAGAAGAAGGAGGUGGAGUCUAAGAUGCUGGGCGCUCUGCUGAGCGGUGUGAACAGGGCCUAUCCGUACACCAAGGCCGGAGAUGAGGCGGUCCGGGAGCAGCUGGACACGCUGUUUAAAGUGGUGCACCUGGUAAAGUUCAGCACAGCUGUGCAAGCUCUCAUGCUGCUCUUCCAGGUUAUGGAUUCUCAGCAGAGUGUGUCGGAUCGCUACUACGUCGCUCUUUACAAGAAGCUGUUGGAUCCUGGCCUGUCAGUAAGCUCGAGGCAGAGCAUGUUCCUCAACCUGCUGUACAAGUCUCUGAAAGCCGACAUCGUCUUGCGCCGCGUGAAGGCCUUCGUAAAGAGGCUUCUGCAGGUGAGCUGUGAUCAGAGCCCGACGUUCGCCUGCGGAGCGCUCUUCCUCGUAUCCGAGGUCAUGAAGGCCAAACCUGGCCUUAAGCUCCUCCUACAAGAAGGGGAUGAGGAGGAGGAGAAAUUUCAGGACCUUCGAGAAGAUGAUGAUGAAGAAGAAAGGUUUGUGGAUGCGGAUAAAAUUGAAGAGGGCCAGAGCGUAAAGCCUCAGCAGAACAAACCAGCUGCAUCAUGGGUACAUCACCAAAACUUUGAAGGUCGUAAGGAUAUGCAGAUGUAUGACCCCAUUCACAGAAACCCUUUAUACUGUGGAGCGAAUCACAGCACACUCUGGGAGCUGCAGAAGCUCGCUGAUCAUUUCCACCCCUCUGUUGCUCUGUUCGCAAAAACCAUCUUGCAGGGAGAACACAUCCAGUACACAGGGGAUCCUCUGCAGGACUUCACACUCAUCAGGUUCUUGGAUCGGUUUGUAUUCAGAAACCCCAAACAAGUGAAGGGCAAACAAAACACAGACGCGACUGUAAUGCAGCCGAAGCACAAACAAAGCAUGAAUAACAUCCGCUCGUUACCUGUAAACUGUGAGGAGUAUCUGGCCAAAGAGGAAGCUCAGAUCCCUGUGGAUGAGGUGUUCUUCUACAGGUUCUUUAAGAAGAGGGAAAGGGAGAAGUCAUUAAAGAAGCCUCGUGGAGAUGACGCGGAGAGCGUGGAGGAUGUGGAUGACGACGAGUUUGAGCAACUGCUCGACACUUUUGAGGGCGAUAGCUUCUUCACGGAAUUCAAAGAUGAUGACCUGGACUUUGCUGGCAAUGUAAAGAGCAGCAGCAAAAAAGGCAAGAAGUCAGAGGAGGUGUCUGAUUCAGACCUGGAUGAUGAGCUGGAUGACGAGGAGAUCUCUCUGGGAAGCAUGGACGAGGAAGACUUCGGAGACGAGCUGGAGGAAGACGGUGGUGCUUUUAUGGACCCGGGCGGAGACGAUAAUGAUGAUGAAGACUUUGAUGAGGACAUGGAUAAGCCACCAGAGGUCAGCACAGGAGGCAAAAAAGGCAAGAGGAAGUCAUCAGAGCAUUUAGAUUUUGCUGGAUCUUUUGGUUCCAAACCAAGCAAGAAGAAAAGGAAAGGAAAGAUGGAUGAGACAGGCAUUUUUGCAGCAGCUGAGGAGUUUGGAGAUUUGCUGGAUGAAAAUGCAGACAUCACGUUUGACACCACUGGCAUGAAUGCAAUGGCUAACAAAGACAAAGCCAGUGUCAAACAGCUGAAAUGGGAGGUGCAGCGUGAUGACUGGAUCCAGGGACGUGACGUAAAGACGCUUAGGAGGAAGAAGGCCAUGUUCAAAAAGAGGAAACCGUUUGAGAAACACAGACCAGGCAAAAAGACUGCAGGCAGGAAGAAGUGAUGAUUCUUGUCAUCUUUUUGUCUCUGUCCAUCUAUUCCUGCCUAGUAGACCACACGUCCCGAUCGGCUUCCCGGAUGCCGUAGUUUCCGGCCCAUUCGUUGGACUUGUAAUAAACUGAGAGAGAGAGAGAGAUUCGGUUUGUAGUCAUUGCCAUGUGUUGGUGGCAAAUAUUUCUGGUGUACAUGUUAAAAAAAAAAAAAAAAAAAAAAAAGCAUUUUGUAAUAAAUGUAAUUUUACCAUUUGUUUAUGCAUAGUAUUUAAAAAAAAAAAAAAAAAAUUUAGCACUUUAUCGUGCAUACUCAGGGUGCAUUCCCGCAUCACGCCCAGAUUUGCGGAGAUAGGCUCUGGAUCAGGGGUGUCCAAUCUUAUCCGGAAAGGGCCAGUGUGGGAGCAGGUUUUCAUUCCAUCCAAGCAGAAGCCUCGCCUGAGUCUAUUGAAAGCCAAGAUCAGCUGAUUAAACAGGUGGAAUCAGGUGUGGCUCUUGCUUGGUUGGAAUGAAAACCUGCACCCACACCGGCCCUUUCCGGAUAAGAUUGGACGCCCUUGCUCUGGAUCCACCUCAAAGUGCUUGAAGAUGAAUGGAUGAAAUCCAAACAUUACACCUGAUCUAUAUGAACAAACGGCCAAUAAAACUUCCAAAUCACUAACAUGAUCCAGACCAUGAAGUACUACGGUUCCUGACUUUAGUCUCCUUGUUAUAAGUGGUGUGAAGUAGUUUUUCUGACCCCAAAUACACAUCCAUCAUGGACCUAGCCUAAACUGAACAGAAUUGUGUACUUUUCAUCAGCAUGAUAAUGGUGUUAAACUGAACAUAUCAGGACUGAUCAAGCCAGAAAUCAGGAAUUAUAAACCUCUGAAAAGAAAAAAUUAUAUAAUUAAAGCAAUUUAUACACUAUAUGGACAAAAAUAUGUAGACACCUGACCAUCACACCCAUAUGUGGUACCCACUGGAAGUGCACAAUAUAUACAGAAUGUCUUUGUAUGCUGGAGCAUUACAAUUUCCCUUCACUGGAACAAAGAGACCCAAACCUGUUCCAGCAUGACAAUACACCUGUGCACAAAGCGAUCUCCAUGAAGACAUGGUAUAUACAGUCCUCUCUGGAAGUAUUGGACCGGCAAUGUCUAUAACCUGAAGACAUUUGGGUUUGAGAUCAAAUAUGAAGAUCAGAAUUUCAGCUUCCAUUUCCUGAUAUGAACACAGAGAAAUGCGUCCAAUCUAAUCAGGAGGAACUUCGGCACGCAGCAAGACAAUGACCCAAAAUGCACUGGCAACUCAACAAAGUACUUUACCAGGGUGAAAAAGUGGAAGGUUUUAGACUGGCCAAGUCAAUCACCAGCCCUUAACCCAAUGUGAGUAUAAAUUUCAGCCCCUGAUUAGAGCCCCUCCAGUGUAGAGCACAAACAAAAGAAUUGGCCUUGCUUUUCCGAAGGAAGGGAUUAUAUGCAUACAAAUAAAACAAAUUUUAUCUGUUUUUAUAAAAAUAUCUGUUAAAAACAUAGGCUACAUAAAACAACCAUUACAAUUCGACACCUCCACUAACAAGUCUAGUUCUUUAACACUUUUGACCUUGCUGUGACCUUGUCCCCUGUUUGGAUCAGUUCAUCUGCUGGCUACAAUGAUAAAGGACUCAAAAUUGGAUGAACUUUCCAUUUACCUUCCAGAACUGAGGGAAAGCGUUUGUUCAUCGUGCAUCUGAAAUCUGGGAGUUAGAAAGAAAAGAAAGAGACAAUCAUGAGCAUCUGAAUUCACCUGACUCCAAUCAUGAUGUACCAAAAGUGUUUACGUGGGAAGAGUAAAGCCGUCACCUCGGCUCGUGUUCAUUCUGUAAUAGAGCCCGUAAGCUGCAAACACACCAACCACCUCCAGAAAGAGCACUCCUUUAAAGACCUUCCUGGCCACUGGUUCCAUAGUUUUGGGGG